Molecule: messenger RNA, 552 nt
Organism: Ixodes scapularis (black-legged tick)
Lineage: Eukaryota; Metazoa; Arthropoda; Arachnida; Ixodida; Ixodidae
Exons: 4
Coding region: 10-552 (180 amino acids)
Biological process (GO): regulation of transcription by RNA polymerase II
Cellular component (GO): transcription regulator complex; nucleus
Source: RefSeq, a predicted model, not a curated record
CUUGCGAAAAUGGCAGUGAACAACGAACGCCUAAUUAGUGAAGUUGAAAAGCGUCCUGCGCUCUGGCAGCCGGAAUGUAAGGAUUAUAAGGAUACAAAAAAAAAAUCGGCCAUUUGGGGUGAACUCGGCGAUCUCCUUCUGCCGGGAGACAAGGAUCGCGUGGACAAAGUCCAGAAACGUUGGCGAUCACUCCGGGACAAGCUGGUGCGCUUGCUGCGCGACUUGAAGAAAACCAGGACGAGCGGUGCCGGCGCCGACGACGUCGAAGACCCGAUGUCGUGGCCGCACUUCGAGCAGAUGUAUUUCGUGCGAGAUACCCUGCAGCAUCGAAGCACGUCAGGAAACGUGAAGACAUCUGGCACAUCGUGUAAUAACGACUUCAUCCGUCCGGUGAACGAGGGGGCCUAUUUAGACGAAAGUAGAGCAGCGGAUGGGCCGGAGCCGGAGGCUUGCAUUGUCGAAGUGUAUGAAGUGGACGAGGAGCACCAGUCUGGGGGGGUGUUAAGAAUGCGUAAAAACAUCCUGCAGGCUAUCGAAGACUGCCAGGACUAG